This is a messenger RNA of Fusarium oxysporum Fo47, 1283 nucleotides long. Its product is annotated as beta-lactamase-like protein. The coding region runs from base 34 to 1056 and encodes 340 amino acids. The record is from RefSeq and is a predicted model, not a curated record. Gene Ontology annotation, molecular function: transferase activity. NCBI's taxonomy places the organism in Eukaryota, Fungi, Ascomycota, Sordariomycetes, Hypocreales, Nectriaceae. The transcript has 3 exons.
UGAAAUAGCACAUCUAGUACUCUUUCUCUCAGUAUGACGUCAAACCCGCCAUCACUCAUCGAAGUCGACAGCCUCGACGUUCAUGUCUUGAUCAAUGAUGAGAUUGAUCAAAUCUCGCCGAGCCCAAACCCGCGGGUUCAGCAUGCCCAAUCCUUCGCCGGUGUCCCAUUGAGCCCCGUGUCUGACCCCAGCUCUCGAGGAGGAGCUCGGUUGGAAAUGCCAAUGCGAAAUAUCUGUUGCGGCGCUCAUGGCCUGUCCUUGUUUAUCACAGCGAAGAAGGACGAUAAGUUUCACACGCUGCUUUUCGAUGCCGGACCCGAGGAAGACGUUUUCGAGAAAAACGUCCAGAGACUCAAGCUCCCAAUGACUGAUAUAGGUGCUAUUGUUCUUUCGCAUUGGCAUAGAGAUCACUCUGGUGGGCUUCUCUCGGCGAUUCGGCUCGCCAGCAGCGGGAGGUCAGAUGGCGAUCAGGUCAUUGUUGCGCUUCCUCCAGAUAAGCCAGCAUUCAGAGGAAUUAUGUUCGAUCAACCUAUUUCGCUAGAGGCAGACCCUACUGUGGGUGAGGUCAAUAGUGCCGGUGGCAAGACAGUUGUCUUGGAUGAGGCACGAACCAUUCUAGAUGAUGCCUUUCUCAUAUCUGGAGAGAUUCCGCGCCAGACAGAGUAUGAAGGUGGCAUCCCAGGUGGUGUUCGAUAUGAUCCGGCCAAGGAUGAAUGGAUCAAGGACGAGUUGAUCAUGGAAGAGCGGUUUGUCAUGUGUAAGCUCAAAGGCAAGGGCCUGGUCAUCUUCACUGGCUGCAGUCACGCCGGCCUCAUUAAUAUUGCCAGGCAUGCUAAAACCAUCGAUAACAGCCCUAUCUACGCCAUCGUUGGCGGCUACCACCUCGCAGAUGCGUCGCCUGAUAAGAUGGAGCAGAGCAUGAAGGAUCUCAAGGAUCUCAAGCCGGCUUUGCUGAUGCCAGGACAUUGUACUGGAUGGAGGUUUAAGGGGCUUAUUGAGAAGGAAAUGCCAGGUCAGAUGGCUCCAAUUUUUGGCGGAACAAAGUAUACACUGUAGACAAGCACCUUUCAUCCUUUUUGGUCUUGAAAGAUGUCCUACAUAUCUCGGCGGGGAUGGUCAAUGCUACUCUCAACGUGCUGGGUAGCUAAAUGAUUCAACGGUUGAAUGAACACAUGACCAUUUGAUCGCCUAACAAACCGUGAGUGCAUCUUCCAUUCGGUCUCAGUUCAGUUUCCGUACACUUAAUCUUGAUCCUCUUCGCCCCGUUUCGGGAUGUAACGUCA